Molecule: messenger RNA, 2957 nt
Organism: Poecilia reticulata (guppy)
Lineage: Eukaryota; Metazoa; Chordata; Actinopteri; Cyprinodontiformes; Poeciliidae
Source: RefSeq, a predicted model, not a curated record
CAAAGCAACACUCCAGGUGUUUUUGAUGCUCUACAUCAUUUUGACAUGAUGUAGAGCUAAAAAAAUAAAUGAAAAAAAGUCAACUUUACAUAAUGCUGCUUUAAGUAAAAAGUGAUGAAAUUUCACAAAACUGCCAAUUAAACUGACUUUUAAGGAAAAUAUAAAGAUAAGAGUACAACACUGGUUUAUUAAAACCCCAGAUUAAUUAAUCUGCUUCAAAACGUGUUUGGCUUGAUGAAGUCAAACGGAUCCUAGUUUCUGCCGGCCGGACCUGGACAGGGAGCGGGAUCAGGAAUCCCAGCCUGCAUCUGCUGCUCUCAUGGUCGCUGGAAUAUUUUUAUUUUACAGCCACAGGCCGGUGUUUGAGGAGGGGGAUCGCUUUUCCUGUCAUCGCCUCAGUUUGAUUUAGAUGUCCGUGGAAUGGCGCAGCGCAUCACUCUGUGCGCCCAGCAGGCUUUGUGCCCGCAGCAGAGAAUAGGAAAUCGCUUUUUUUUUUUUGUGACGUUUUAAACAGAAAUGAAAAGAUCUAAAACAAUAGUCCGUAUUUUAUCCUUUUUGUGACGAGUGUUAAUCCUGGCGGCGCUGUGGAUGUGAUGAGCCAAAAUGUUUCUGCAGUUUUCCUGGCAGCGCGCCUGUGGCUCGGUUUGUUUGUCUGCUCCAGACUGCAGGGCGCACUGAUCCUCCGUGAACACAGAACAAAUGACUUCUGGGAAUAAAGAGUCUUAAAAAAAAAAGAACUUCCUACUACUAUCUGAUCAGAAAGAAGAGGAAAAACGACAAAGUGGUCUAAACUGUGCGCUACGUGGCACAACAAAACGCAGCGAUGCGGUGUCGGAUCUGCGUCCUGAUUCUGCUGCUGCUGUUGCUGCUGCUGGUUCUGGUGCCAGCCUGGCUGGCAGAGACGGCACGGGUUCGGAAGAAAACCACCAGAACCCGGCCUUGUCUGGACCUGCCGGAGGAGAUUUUGGAGCAGAUGUUUGGGCGGCUCUCGGUGGGGGUGAUGAGCGCCUUCCACCACGCUCUGCAGCUGGAGCCCCGGGACAAACUCAACCUCACCUGCCCGACCGCGACACCGAGCCCGGCCGACACCAAGACCCGCCUCCCGGUCAACCUGCGGAGCAUCUCCCCCUGGGCCUACAGGAUCUCGUACGACCCGAACAGAUACCCCCGCUACAUCCCGGAGGCCUACUGCCUGUGUAAGGGCUGCCUGGUCGGGCCGUACGGCGGGCAGAGCCAGCAGUACCGCAGCGCCCCGGUCUUCGCUCCCUCCGUCAUCCUGCGGAGAACCGGCUCCUGUGUUGGCGGACGCCACUCCUACACCGAGAUCUACGUCUCCGUGGCCGUGGGUUGCACCUGCGUGCCGCUGAUGGAGAAGGAGCGAGACGGCCAGAGCAGCAACAAGAGCGUGGAGGGAGGAAAGCCCAAAACCAGACAGAUGUUCUCUACUGGGAAGAAAUCCUGAAGGAGACGGACAGACAGACAGACAGACAGACAGCUUUGGUUAAAAAAAGCUGAAUUUGAACAAUUGGACUCAAAAAUUAUACACCCAGGAAGACUUUAUUUAUAAAUUCAAGUAACUGGACGUGAGUGCUUGCAGCAGAUUUUAAUUUGGAGUAAUAGUAAAACAUCUGCCAUUAAAAAAAGACAAAUACAUAUAUCUAUGAUUUUUUUUUCUUUUUGCAUAGACCUAUGUCUGAAUUUUGUUUUGCAUGUCCCAAUUUCGCAAAAAUCCACCAAUCAUCUAAUUAAUGUGGGCCUUCUUCCGGUUUGACAUGAUUUCCCCGACCGAUGCUGCCAUCUACUGGUGGGAAAAGAAGCUACAGUUCAGUUACCGAGUUUUAUUUAACCGGAUUUAACACACCAAGGUUUUAUUAAAACGUCCUAGCAUUACAAGAUAAUAUUGGUUCCUUCAGUUUGUUGUCUUUAUCUGCCGCUUAAACCAAAAUUUAAGAGGCUUAAUUUAAUAACUCGUGCCCACGACUUGAUGACUGGUGGGAACGACUUGUUCGAUUUAAGUCGUGGCCACARGUUUUUUUUCUCUCCCGUGUUUGUAGGGUUCCCUCCUCUACUCGGAUAUUACCAAUAUAAAAACCUUUGGAAACCAAGAAGCCGCGGACCCCUGCUGCUAAAACAUGAUCCUGGUAAACCACCGUCUUCCACUUUUUAUCACGCAGCAAUGUUUGUCUAAAGCUCAGUCGUCAUUUUAUUAGGGAAGCGAUUCGACUUGAUUCCGGUUUUCGAUUAAAAAGCCAAUUUAUACUUUACGGUCUUUCUGUUUGAAUUAUGGGACUGACAAGAGGGUAAAAAAUUAAAAACAAUUUAAACUUUAAAGCAACUCUAUAUGGUUCCACACUAUUCUGUUUAAACAAAAAUAGGCUUGUGCAUAAUAUUAACUUAAAUUACUAUUAUUAAGUUAGCUUAGCUGUCUUGCUUUUUCCUAAAUAAUAAAGAAAUAUUCAAAAUAUAUUUUAAAAAGAUACUAAAAUCGUUUGUGAGCAUUUUGAACAGAAUCAAUUUCUUCCUUCACCCCACAUGUGUUUAGAGUUCAUUCUUCAGCUCAAACACACAGAAACAUUCAGUUAUGUUUUAAACUCAUAUUUAUCCAGUCACACAAAACUUAUCAAUGCUGAAUUAGUGCAUAAUGGGAAAAAAUGUUUUAUUUCAACUUAACUAUUAUUUUUAUACUGUCAGAUAUAAAGUGUUGACUAUUGGAAAUGUUUAUUUCUGAUAUUUGUGAAAGACAACUCAAAUGAAAAGCUACUAGAGCUCGGGUUCAGUCACGUGACUCAGGUAUGAUUUGCAACUUUUCAGCAUCGGUUUAAUGGAGAAAACAAAUGUGUUGAAUGUGAAAAUGUCUGAUUUCCCUUUUUGAGGUAGAUCCACUGAGACACGAGAGCAGAAAAAAGCUCUUGCUUUGAUAUAAAGAAUGAAAAAUGCAUCAUAAAAGUUGAAAACAC